This is a messenger RNA of Rotaria sordida, 3492 nucleotides long. NCBI's taxonomy places the organism in Eukaryota, Metazoa, Rotifera, Eurotatoria, Philodinida, Philodinidae. The record is from the annotation of a GenBank genome assembly.
AUGAAUAAUUUGGAAAAUACCAAAAGAGAAUUACAUGACGGUAAACGAGAAGAACAUAAAUCAAUUAAUAAUGGAAUAAAACUAAAUGAAAAUGGAAAAAAUCUCGAUGGAAAACGAAUUGUUAGCCUCGACAACCAGUUGUCUUCUUCUCCUUCUCCUGAAAAAGAUUCAAAAAUUGAAUCCAAUGUUGAAGAUGAUCAUUCAUAUUUAAUUAAUCAUACAAAACAAGGCAUAAACACAGAUGAAAUAUCAACUUCUUAUGCACACAAUCAAGUUUCUCUCGGUGAAGACCAAGGAUCAGUAUUAAAAUCAGGAAUAAAAUAUUUGAUCGAUCCUAAUGACAAAAUUAGUUCGAAAGUCCUCAAAAAAUCAUCUGAAUCUAUUCAAACAACACCUACAGAAACUAAAGAAUUUCUAUCAGAUACAUUAAAAGAAGAAACAAUAAAAUCAUCUAUUAAAUCUAAAUUUGAAACACCUAGUACAUUAAUAUUUCAUGAAAAAUUAAAUAAUUGGCUUGGUGAAGCUAAAAAUAUUUGGCAUCAAACUAAACAAUUUUUUUCUUUAAAAACUACACAUAAAAAAUAUUUAUCUCGACAUAAUGUUAGUUCAAUCUAUACAGCUUAUACCGAUCUUAAUUGUUAUGAUUAUACAAAAAUAACUUAUACUUAUUUCUUACCUAAACAAAAAUAUAUAAUUUUUCUUGAUACUUAUCGUCGUCGUUCACCAUUUCCUAUUUAUUUAUCUAUAUUAAAAUCUAAUGGACCUCAAUGUUAUCGUCAUUAUCCAAAUUCAUCAUGUGCAAUUAGUUCAAAAUUAGUUUUAUCAGAUUUAAUAGAAAAAUUAUAUCAUUUUACAAAAUUUUCAAUGAUUAUUAUUAUACCGAUUAUUAUUUUAAUAAUUAUCCUUAAAAAUUUAAAACCUAAUCAAUAUUUAAAAAAAAAUAAACAAGUAUCGAAUGAAAAUCAACAAAUUAUAUCAAAUAAAAUCGAAGAUUCAUCAUCACAAAAAAUAGAUUCAAAUAUAAAUAAUAAUCAUAUAUUAGAUGAAAAACUUAAAAAAGAAUUAAAUACAUGGCUUGAACAUGAAAAAAAUGAUGGAUAUCAAAAUCUUAGUGAAGCAUGUCGAAUAGCAUUAAAUAAUACAUUUUCAAAAAACAACGUAAUAUUAUUUGAAUCAAAUAUUUUUUUAAAAUUUUAUUUAUCUAUUUAUUCUUUUAAUAAAUAUUUAUUUUUAAAAAUACAAAAUAAAUUUUUUCAAUCAAAAUCAUCAUUAUCUAUUUUAAAUUGGUUAUUAAAUUCUCCUAAUCAUAUUCAAAAUUGUUUUUUUAAUGAGUUUCUAUAUUCAUUAAAUCGAAUAUUUAUUUAUAAAAAGGAACAAUUGAACAUAGAAACAUUACAAUUUGCUAAUGCAAACAUUCAUGAUGUUUCUCAAGCAUCAGUUGAAACGAUUGUCAUCAAUGCAGAACUUGACAUUGUUCAUUUAAUUUUUAAUAUUGUUAAUACAACAAAAGGUCAACAUUAUUCGAUUGAAAUACCAAAAUUAACUGGUGAACUUCAAAUAUUUUUAACUAAUUAUAUUAAUAAAUAUUCAAUUGAAGUAAAAUUUAAACAAAUUCAAAUUGAUCAUGCUGAAAUUAUUGAUCCGAAAAAUAACUUAUCAUCUGAUGAAAAAGAGUCAAUUAUUAAAUUAUUUAAAGAAACAAUUCAACAAACUGUUGUUCAAUGUUGUUGUCAUCUAUCAUCAGAUGAUAACAAACAAACAAAUAUUAUUAAUGAAUCGAAGAUUGAAUCAUCAUUUAAACCAAUUACACCUGAACCUUCUAAUGUUUAUCAGUCAUAUGAAACUUCUCUUUCAUCAUCAAUUAGUGAAAACAAUCCACAAGUAUUACCUGAAAAACAAGCAAAAAAAUUACUUGUUCGUAUUGUUAAAGCUGUUAAAUUACACGAUAUUGAACAACCAUUUUGUAUUGUUGAAUUAAAUCAACCUCGACAAACUCAUCAAACAAGUAUUGCAAAAAAUAGUGUUAAUCCUUUUUGGGAUGAAUCUUUUGCAUUUGAAAUUAAUGAUAAAAGUAAUCAAAUACAUUUAAAAAUUAUCGAUCGUAAAAAACCAAAUAAAAGACAUAAUAAUCAAAUCGUUGAUAAAAUUUACGCUGAUGUGACUAUUCCAUUUUCUUAUAUAACAAGUACAAUUUAUAAACAAGAUGUACGAAUAACACCUCAACAUCCUGAUUCAAUUGUUCGGAUCGAGUUCGAAAUGGUGCGCAGUCGAAGUGAAACAAAUUUAAAUCGAAUAUUUAUCGAUUUAUGUACAAGUCCUGAUGUACGUAGUAAAUUUGGUCAUCAACGUAAUAUUCAACAACAAUCUAAUCGACCUUUACCAAGUUUAAAACCAAUUAAAUCAAAUUCAUGUACAAAUAUAAAUGAAUUGUCUUCUAAUUUAAUUGCAUCAUCAUCAAUUGAGAAUAACGAAAGGGAACAAGCAGAUACAUUAAAUCUAACAACUGUUCAAGCAACAUCCCAUUUAGAAAAUCAAUCGAUUGAAUCUUCACGAUUAACAACUACAUCAUUAGUACCUAUGGAAUCAACAGGUUUUGCUGUACAAACAACUCCAUGUUCAAAUCAUCAUUCAUUAGCAUUAUUUGAAACAUUAUCAAUAAGUCAUUUGAAAAAACCUUCGUUACAUAGAGAAAUUUCUAAAGAAGUUAAAACAAAAAUUUCAUCAUUACCAUCAAAUUCAUCAAUUGUAUCACAUGAUCGAAAACAUCAAGAUUUUCUAAAUCGUUUACAAAAUCAACCAAAUAAUAUUCAACAUAGUUAUCAACGAUCACCAUCUGAUGAAAUCAUAGCAUUACAAUAUAAAGAUAAUAGUUAUACGAAUAAUAGUCUUAAUGUUGCAUCAAAUUUGUCUCCACAAACAAUAUCUAAUUCAACAAUUGAUUCAUGUUCAACAUUAACACCAUUAUCAUCACAUAUUGAUGAUAAUCAACAUGAUAAAUCUCGAAAAUCACGAUCACUUAUGGGUUCAUUUCGACGUUCAAUAUUACAUCGACGAAAAAAAAAUAAAAAAAAUCAACAAAAUGAAAAUACUGAAAGUUCAACAUUGAAUACUACAAGAGAAAGUAGUGGUAUUCCACAUAGUAUAUCAGCAGAACCAUGUUUAUCUAUAAGUUCAACAGAUACACCAAAAUCACAACGACAUUCUUCAAUAUAUCGAUCAUUUAGAAAUAUAUUUCGAUCAAAAUCAAAUAAAAAAUCAUUUGAUACAAGUAGUACUAUUUUGGAACAUCCUGAAUCAGUGAUGACAUUAACACCAAAACCAAAAAAAAAAUCAUUAUUUCGUCGAUUUAAAUCAGAAAAAAAUAAACAAACUAAUGUAUCAACUAAUUCAUUAACCAGUGCUGAUUGUACAAGGUCAGAAUCUGUACGUAAUACACCUAUUCGAGCUAAUGUUGGUCAUCCGGUGACAAUAACAAAACCACUUGUUCAAUGA